UCCAUCAUCUGCUCCAUGUCAUUUGCUAUUGUUGUUGUUGAAGUUAUUCGAAGUGAUUUUUAAACAGUUCAACUAGAAGACAAACCAUGGAUGUAUUAAAAGCAGAGUUGGCUAAGAAGAGGAAAAUGUUGGAGGACAUGAACUUGAUUAGUACAAAUAAAAAAUAUUUCAAGAGAGGAGAUUUGAUUGCAAAAGAAGCGGAGGAAUAUCAUAAUCAAUGCGGGACCAACUUCAAAGAGUCUGCAAAGAGUGAAGAAAAUGAAAAUAAAGUGUAUUCGAGCAGCGAAGUGGACAGUUCCGAAGCGAAUGUGUUGCCUAGGCAAGAGGUUAUCAGCAGACUCAGAGAUAGGUCAGAGCCAAUCUCGCUUUUCGGAGAAUCUGAGCUGGAUGCAUUCAGGAGGUUGAGGCGUUGCGAGAUAUUGGAACCGGAAGUUAAUAAGGGAUUCAGGAAUGAUUUUCAAGAAGCCAUGGAGCAGGUGGAUCAGGAAUAUCUGGAUGAAUUGAUUUCUGGAGCUGGCUCGAACAAGAACAAGGAUGCUUCAGAGAACAAAAGCCAGGAGGAGGAACUGAAGAGUUAUGAUGAAAUAAAGGAGAUGGCUGUGAAGAUGGGAAAAGGUGACCGGGACCAUGACAUGAAUGUAAUCAUGAAAUUCCUCGAGUUGCUAUUGAAAAUGUGGCAAGAUCAAUUGCAAACUCGGUCCGCACAAGAGAAACGAGGAACCAAAGGAAAACUGGCCGGGGCCACCUGUACCCAGACCCAAGUCUACCUGAAACCGCUGCUGAGGAAGCUACGCACGCACACGCUGCCAGAGGACAUCUCGGACAGUCUCACAGAGAUCGUACAGCAUCUGCUCAAUAGAAACUAUUUAAAAGCGAGCGAUGCCUAUCUGCAGAUGGCCAUAGGAAACGCACCGUGGCCCAUCGGUGUAACUAUGGUGGGUAUCCACGCUCGUACCGGCCGAGAGAAGAUCUUCUCCAAAAACGUGGCGCACGUGAUGAACGACGAGACCCAGAGGAAGUACAUUCAAGCGUUGAAACGAUUGAUGACCAAAUGCCAGGAGUACUUCCCCACGGAUCCGUCCAGGUGCGUCGAAUACGCGGCACCAUCCACUAGCAACUGAUUACUGCCCUCCAAG
This is a messenger RNA of Nicrophorus vespilloides, 1136 nucleotides long. RefSeq names its product pre-mRNA-splicing factor 18 (gene Prp18). The record is from RefSeq and is a predicted model, not a curated record. Lineage: Eukaryota; Metazoa; Arthropoda; Insecta; Coleoptera; Silphidae. Gene Ontology annotation, cellular component: U5 snRNP; U4/U6 x U5 tri-snRNP complex; U2-type post-spliceosomal complex. The transcript is spliced from 5 exons. Gene Ontology annotation, biological process: generation of catalytic spliceosome for second transesterification step; RNA splicing. Bases 87 to 1121 code for a protein of 344 amino acids.